AUGCAAGCAAGGCAUUCAGCGCCGAGCGUGAGCCCUACCAAUGCGCGUAUUGUGGCAAGGUGGGACACACGGUGGAUCGUUGCUGGACAAAGCAGAAGAACGAAGGUCAGGGGAGCCCGACGCGGCGGCAAUGGUCGUGGACGCGGGGCUAACAAUGUCCAGUGGGGACAUCAUGAUGAAGGCAAUGGCUACGAUCGAGUGGCGUUUGCAGUCUCGUUCGAAUGUGGAGUUUCGACGAGCAAGGACGUGUCUGGAAUGUGGGCCGUCGACAGUGGUGCAACGCACCACAUUUGCCACGACAAGACCAAGUUCGCAAGUUUGGCAGAGCGCAAUGAGGGCGAACUCUUGGUGGCUGAUGGCAACAAGGUGGCCAUCAAGGGUGUGGGAACCAUCAUGGAAAAGGUGGUUCUGCCCAACGGUGAAGAGCGUGAGAUCGAAAUCAAGAACCGCUAUAUGUUCCAAGUAUGA
This is a messenger RNA of Peronospora matthiolae, 468 nucleotides long. Lineage: Eukaryota; Oomycota; Peronosporomycetes; Peronosporales; Peronosporaceae. The record is from the annotation of a GenBank genome assembly.